GGUCCAAGGUAGCUAUUUGCCAACCUUCCAUUCCAUUUUAGGAAAUUUGCUAGCUUCACCGAAACGUAAGUGAAUAUUUAGAACUAAUUACUCAAACUCGUUUGCUUUCUCGAGGAAAAAAGCCAUGAUGGAGUAAGUAAAACGCUAAAAAUGGGUCUCAAAAUUGGACUAUUCGCAUAAGACAAUUACAUGUUUUUAACAGAAAAUGAUAAGAUAUCAUUAAAAACGCAACGCAGCCCACAGCUGUAGCCCACACUUAUUCAACACUUACACUUAUUUUGUUUCGUCACCGAAAAGUCAGGUAUGUAUUUUCUAUGGGUCUUUAUGUAUAGCUGAAAUGGUUCACGUUCCACCCAUCCAUAAGUAUUUAUGCCGUUUUAUUGUGCAGCGGUCAGUAUUGCACUGAUGUUGCACGCUGCACAAUAGCAUACCUAUCGUAUACUUCCUAUCGUAUACGUCCUAUCGUACACGUCCUACGGUAUAGGUAUACGUCCUAUCAUUAUAGAAGAUGCAUUUUCUUUUUCCCCAAAAAGCAGUGUCCCCAUAUCACCAUUUACCGACCAUAUGUUCUUUGUUUGAUGUGACAGUGACGACCAAAUCACAGUAUCUCAAUGAAACUCUGUGUUCUGUUUCAUGUACCGUUCGUGGCUGGGAUAUGCGCUGUCUUCCUCGGCUCGACUACUAUUCAUGCGGUGUGCAGGCAAGGAGACGCCGGCCUACUCGAUGGCCAACAGGCACGAGGUGAAGGUGAAGAAGGUGGUGCCGGCGCCCAACGAGUACAACACCAGACAGAUGACCUACAAAGGAAAGGACACGGCUCCGGCACGCACCAUCGCCGCCAAAAUCCGCGACCCCAAGGCGUUCCAGACGCCGGCGCCGGGCACCUACGAGCCCAAGGAUGAGGACGACUCGCCUCGCUACAGCUUCGGGCUGCGGCCCAACCUGGAGAAGCCCAACACGGUGCCAGCGCCGAAUGCCUACGAAAUUGAUGACGAGAUCGGCAAAGAUUCUCCCCGGUACUCGAUGCCGGGACGUGCGAGCGACCCCAAGACAUUCAAGACGCCCGCACCCGGCGCAUACGAUCCUAAGGAUGACGAAGACGGCCCUCGCUAUAGUUUCGGACUGAGACCGAACCUGGAGAAACCUGAUGGCGUGCCAGCGCCAAAUGCCUACGAGAUUGAUGGCGAGAUCGGCAAAGACUCCCCCCGGUAUUCGAUGCCGGGUCGUGCAAAGGACCCCAAGGCGUUCAAAACGCCUGCCCCCUGCGCAUACGAUCCCAAGGAGGACGAAGACGGCCCUCGCUACAGUUUUGGACUGAAGCCCAACCUGGAGAAACCGAACAACGUUCCAGCUCCGAAUGCCUACGAAAUUGAUGACGAGAUCGGCAAAGACUCCCCCCGGUACUCGAUGCCGGGACGCGCAAAGGACCCCAAGGCAUUCAAGACACCCGCACCCGGCGCAUACGAUCCCAAGGAUGACGAAGACGGCCCUCGCUACAGUUUUGGACUCAAGCCCAACCUGGAGAAACCGAACAAUGUCCCAGCGCCGAAUGCCUACGAAAUUGAUGACGAGAUCGGCAAAGACUCUCCCCGGUACUCCAUGCCGGGGCGCGCAAAGGAUCCCAAGGCGUUCAAAACGCCUGCCCCCUGCGCCUACGAUCCAAAGGAGGACGAAGACGGCCCUCGCUACAGCUUCGGACUGAAGCCCAACCUGGAGAAACCCAACAAUGUCCCAGCCCCCAACGCCUACGAGCUCAGCGACACGAUCGGCGAGGAGUCGCCCCGCUACUCGAUGCCCGGCCGCGGGAAGGACGUCGUCGACGAGCGCACCAAGUUCCCGGCGCCCGGCCAGUACGAGAUGGCCAAGGCCGAGGCCACGCUGCACAAGAGUCCGGCGUACACGCUGCGGGACCGCACAACGAUCCCCACCGACCGCACGCAGAAGCCGGCGCCGAACGCCUACAACGCCGACGACAAGAAACUCAAGUCCCGCGACCCGCAGUACGCGUUCGGCAUGAAGCACUCGCCGUACGUGGGCUCGUUCAAGCCUGGGGUGGGCGUCGGCACCCCGGACCGGAGCGUCGCGCUGCAGACGUCGGCCGUGAAGCCGACCGACAAGGUGCUGCGCGGCGGAGAGGUGGUGCGCGUCACCCCCGAGGGCGUCACGUGCCGCUGGGUGGACCGCGGCCUGUCGCCGCGCACCAACGGCACCACCACGCGCACCACCGAGACGCGCACCAACGUCGACGGAUCCACCACCACGCGCGAGACGGUGCGCGUCCACCGCACGCUCGAGAUGAGCCGCUGAGGGCGGCGGCGCGGCGCAGGGUGACGGGAUUAGGUCGGGGGACCAGGGUGAUGUUGCAGGACGCUGGAAUGUGGUCGGAGGACCAGGGUGGGGUCAGGAGGAGAGACAGAGCGGAGUGGUCGGCCGACUGCACCCGCUGUACAGAGCCAGUGUGAGAGAGGUCAGCCGCGGUUAGGAAGCGCUGAAGGACGGCGGACCGACCGCCACCGGAGACGCGGGAGGGACGGUGGUUUCUUUGUAGAUGUCUGAAUGUGUCGGGUUGGGUUGUGAGCCAUUUUUAAUGCCAUCGGCUAUUUGUUAACAAGACGAUUAGUUUCAAUUGUAGAGAAAAUAGUGCCACUUAUUUUAAAACACACAAGGCAAAAUUGAGAAUGGAAGCAAGGAAAUAUGCCAAAAACACUUAAAACAGCAUUCACUAAAUUAGUAUGUUCUUACUGCGAAAUUGUAAACAACAACAAACAAAUAACAUCACUAUAACACAUAAUACUAAUAAUUAGCUUAAGAAUAAAAGUGGACACGGACAGGCAGAUGGAGCACAUGUCUCCGUCUAUAUUGGUUUAAACCCAGGUAAGAUGUGGCAAAAAAAAUUGUCAAAAUCCUGAAUGACCAUUAUUAUAUAGAGCUAGCUAUGAUUAAGUUAAAUGCAUAGCAAGGUGAGGCCAAGGCGCCGCGAAGUGAAUAACUUUUGCUGUGAUAUGUAUUUAUGCGUUUGGAGUUGGGCAAACCUUAGCUUCGGAAGUCUUGUGUGUAACAGGAACGUUUCUUUAAAAGAUAACUUUCAAGGACCACUGACGAAAAUAAUCGGGACGCUAGGACUCGUGAUAUAAGCACCUCUUUCUGCAUCGAAACUUGACUCAUUUGAAGACAGCGCCUUGUUCGCCACCUUGCCCGGCGAAUGUAGGACUGUCCAGUGUCCGAUCCAUGGCAGGAACGGUUUAGUGCCGGGCACGCUUUUGUUUGGUUCCCUUUCGACAAAAAGAGAGUUAUUUUUCGGUACGGAGCAUCAUCACACUCCGCUGUCGUGCCGUUAUAGUGAACAGAAGUCUGCCGGCUGUCAGACCGCGUAAUCAAUUCAGAGAACGCCCGUUUGGAAUGAAAUAUUUACAACCUUUUGAUAUCAAAUAUUUUACAUAAACAACAUCAACCGUCCACCUGUGACCGUAUGCAAAGUGUAUUCAGUCGGUGUAAAAUAAAUCGCCGCGUGUUGGUGCCUAACGGACGCGCUGCGUCGAGUUAGCGACAGCAAACACCCGUUCCUGGCCGUGCGCCGGCACUGAUGGACGUGCAGCCCGCAGGGCGCGCCCGCCGAGCCAAUGUCAGUGCAACGCUACACGCAGACAUCUUAUGUGAUCAGGAACAGCAUUGCAUAGCUGGUUGAAGUGCUUGUGUCUAAGUCCUUGAACUCUGACGGCAGAUUUUUGCAUAUGGGCUGCAGGUGCAUGUGCAGAAUUUAAAUUCAUGUCAUUCUGCACAUCAGCGGAAUCGAGAGACUGAAAUGAUGAUCGUCUUAUGGGGAAGGCUAAUGCUGGGUCUUGGUAUGGACGUCCGAUUCUUGUUCUUGCGUGGUGCGGUUGUAGCCGAGUAACAUAGGUCUUAGUCACCGGUCGUAGUGUCUUGCGCCUAUGACGUAAUAACGCGCUCAACUUGUUUUUCUACGCACAAUGACGUAUUGUAACAAUGACGAAUGUCUAAUUGGAGAUAGAAACUGCGUUGUUGACGAGUUGUUCUGCUGGAUCAUAACAAUGCAUACGUCAGCGCAGCUUUUUUAUACGAAAGGUGAAAAAGUAACGAUAGAGGUGAUAGUUGCUGUUAAUGUGCGCGAGAUCCCGUAUUGCGUCACAGAACCAGCUUUUGGAUUUCCUGAGAGCUCGCCUGAAACGUCAUCUUACGUGUGUGAUUCAGAUGAAUUUUCGGGAAAUGUAGCCUGUGUUUAUGGGUAGCAGCGUCUUAUUGCGUAACAAACGGAUGCUUAUCACUUCCAGUUGUCGGCGGAGAAUGGGAAUCGAAAGACAAACGUGUGAUAGCGAUAAUUACCUGAAAUGUGUUUACGUGGUACUAAUAUAUAGAGCGUAUUUCUUUGUAA
This is a messenger RNA of Amphibalanus amphitrite, 4390 nucleotides long. RefSeq names its product neurofilament heavy polypeptide-like. Gene Ontology annotation, cellular component: cytoskeleton. NCBI's taxonomy places the organism in Eukaryota, Metazoa, Arthropoda, Thecostraca, Balanomorpha, Balanidae. The transcript has 9 exons. The record is from RefSeq and is a predicted model, not a curated record. Bases 634 to 2307 code for a protein of 557 amino acids.